UUACGGUAAUUAUUUACGGGAACUCUUACAUCGAUGACAAUAUAUACAAUUAGUGAUUGAACAUUAAAUGACAAAGAAGAAUAUGAAAUCAUAAUCAACCCAGGAGCCUUUGAUCUGAUUACAGCGGUGACAUCAAAGAACUGUUAAGAGGACGUUGAUUGACUUAAGAGGCGUGUGGACUACUGUGAGAAACAACCGCUGCUUACUGUCGUCUAGAAAACUGAUUAGCUUAUGUGAAUUUGUUGCAAACCAUAUUAACUACACCUGUACUUAUUAAACCUUAAAUCGAUUAGGUUUGUUUACACAAAAUACUUAUAUUUUUAUAUAUUUCCACAUGUCUACUAAUUAUUAAAACUUUAAUAUGAAAACUUAAAGAAACCCUAAUGUAAGAUUUGUACGUAAAUGUACAAACAUGUCUUAGUGACAGUGUCUAUAAAAGUAGAAGACAGUCUUAGCAGUUCUCCACUUAUGAUAUAUAUUUAUUACAAUAUCUGGUGUGAAAACAUAGACGUGAAAAAAUAGGAACAUUCCUUGAAAGCAUCGUUAAGAAUAGCAUAUUAAUUUUAUUAAACAAUAAUGGCGGGUAAGUCAACGUUACAAUUAAAAAUCUGCUGUAAUCAGUUUAUAAACACACUCCUGAUUUCAACAGAUGUAACCGAAAAUGGAACGAAGUUUAAGAAUAUUCGUGAAACUUAUAAAAUAAGUACGUUCUUGUUGACGCUGGGUUUGAUGUACCCGAAUCCAGUUUACGACGAGAAAAGAAAGAAACUGAUAGUUAUGGCAAUUUUGUCUGUUCUUCCUGCAUUUACUCUAGCAGGCAACGACAUCCGUCUCCGCAUCUUGAACAACGACAUGGCGAAUGUCGUCCGUCAGUCAAUCAUCUUAGUAUCUAUCACCUUCGUCAUCAUAAAAUUCAUUAUCUCGAUAGCACGUAAGGAUGAAUUAAGAUCUCUCUUAGAAGAAAUCGACGCAGACUAUGAAAGGUUCAACGGAAUGUCCGAACAGUAUCAAGACUUGGUUGAGGAUACCAUCAGAAAGACUAGGAAAGUGGAAAAGUCUUGGUGUUUUGUGUUGCUAGUGACUACAGCGUCGUAUCCGGUACUAGCUGGUGCAUGCACUAUAUACUCCCAGUUAUUUUCUGACCAUCCCAGACGCUACAUGGUGCACGAGUUGAAGGCUAUCCUGAUAUCAGAGGAACAAAAGUAUCAGAGUCCUUACUUCGAAAUAGUCAGUCUCUACACCAUGUACAUAGUUAUUUUUCUUUUUAUUGGCUUCACGGGAUUUGAUGGCAUGUUCUCGGUAUGCCUCCUCCACGUUUCCUUAAAAUUGAAAAUUUACCAGGAAAACCUAAGAAACCUUUUCAAUGAGAGAGACAUCCAAAAAAUAAAGUAUAACAUCGGUUUAUUUGUAAAAAACCAUUGUGGAGUGUUGAGACUAAUAGCUAAAAUCCAGACAUGUUUCGAAGUGUGGCUCGUCGGCAUUUUCAUCAACGCGGUUGUACAAAUUGGAAUGGCGUUCACACAAAUAACAAAUCAAACCGAAAGUGACAUCAAUCAAAUGUACUACUUAUACGCCCUGGCGACCGUUGUACAUAUAUACCUCCCUUGCUACUUCGCGUCCGACGUUACAUACAACGCAGCUGAAAUCGCUAAUGUGGCGUACAGCAGUUCGUGGGAGCGGGUCCAAGACUCUAAGAUCAGGAGUUCCAUCUGCUUUAUCAUAGCCAAGUGUCAGACGCCAGUUCGAUUAACAGCUCUUGACAUGCUCACCUUUAACAUGGAAUUGUUCGUCUCGAUUCUCCAAACAUCGUAUUCCAUGUUUACGCUUUUAAGAAGUUAAUAAUUGAAGAUCAAUUCCUAGAGCUACCUAGAGUGGUUACACAUACUCAUGCGAUAAAUAAAACAAAAAUAUGAAAAUAAAUAAAUAAAUUGCAACAGUAUAUUUAAAAAAUUUC
Messenger RNA from Danaus plexippus (monarch butterfly), 1954 nucleotides. RefSeq names its product odorant receptor 85c-like. Gene Ontology annotation, molecular function: olfactory receptor activity; odorant binding. Gene Ontology annotation, cellular component: plasma membrane. Lineage: Eukaryota; Metazoa; Arthropoda; Insecta; Lepidoptera; Nymphalidae. Bases 577 to 1839 code for a protein of 420 amino acids. The transcript is spliced from 8 exons. The record is from RefSeq and is a predicted model, not a curated record. Gene Ontology annotation, biological process: detection of chemical stimulus involved in sensory perception of smell; sensory perception of smell.